Molecule: messenger RNA, 1906 nt
Organism: Ipomoea nil (Japanese morning glory)
Lineage: Eukaryota; Viridiplantae; Streptophyta; Magnoliopsida; Solanales; Convolvulaceae
Product: cystathionine gamma-synthase 1, chloroplastic
Exons: 11
Coding region: 127-1749 (540 amino acids)
Biological process (GO): transsulfuration
Cellular component (GO): chloroplast
Molecular function (GO): pyridoxal phosphate binding; cystathionine gamma-synthase activity
Source: RefSeq, a predicted model, not a curated record
UCUCUUCUUCCCCCUUUAGAUUUUUUAUUUUUUUCUUCUCUUUUACUAGCCUUUCUAUUUUUAAUCUCAGGGAGAGGGAAGCCAAAAGCAUAACCAAAAUCGGAUUUUUACCUCUCCAAUUCAACCAUGGCUAUCUCUAGCUGCUCCACGGUGUUUCCCUCGUUCGAGUGCCGCUCGGAUCCGGACUUUUCGGGCCGGGUUCCGCGUCACGAGUGCCCCGGCGCCGGCCUGCGCCCUAACUCACUGAGUCAGGGAUCUAGAGGCUACGGUCUGUCUUCUCUGAUCCUCAGGUUCCCGCCCAACUUCGUGCGCCAGCUCAGCAUCAAGGCUCGGAGGAACUGCAGCAACAUCGGCGUGGCGCAAAUCGUGGCGGCUUCGUGGUCCAACAACAAGGCCGCCUCUGGCAUCCCCCCGGCGGCUAAGGCACUAGAUGCCGCCGCCGCCGCCAUUUCCCCUCCUGAGGUUUCAAGCCCUGUGGCUGAGGAGGAGGUGGUGUUGGUGGAUAAUGGUAGUUGUAGUGACCCAAAUGUACAGAUUCAGGAUUUGGCCCAUGCCAAUUACGCUUCAUUUUUGAGUUCAGAUGGGAGCGUUGCAGUUCAUGCCGGUGAAAGAUUGGGGCGAGGUAUUGUUACUGAUGCAAUAACAACUCCUGUUGUUAACACGUCUGCUUAUUUCUUCAACAAGACUUCAGAGCUCAUUGAUUUCAAGGAGAAAAGACGUGUAAGUUUUGAAUAUGGCCGCUAUGGGAACCCUACUACUAUUGUUGCAGAAGAGAAGAUAAGUGCGCUGGAGGGAGCUGAAUCAACCUUGUUAAUGGCAUCUGGAAUGUGUGCUAGUACUGUAAUGUUGCUGGCAUUGGUCCCUGCUGGUGGGCAUAUAGUGACAACCACUGAUUGCUAUAGAAAAACCAGGAUAUUCAUAGAGACAGUACUUCCUAAAAUGGGGAUCACGGCUACAGUCAUUGAUCCUGCUGAUAUGGAUGGUCUGGUGUCUGCAUUAAAUAAAAAUAAAGUGAGCCUUUAUUUCACAGAAUCUCCGACAAAUCCAUUGUUCAGAUGUGUUGACAUUGAGCUGGUUUCAAGGCUUUGCCAUGAAAAAGGUGCCUUGGUUUGCAUAGAUGGAACAUUUGCUACUCCUCUCAACCAAAAGGCCUUAGCUCUCGGUGCUGACCUUGUUCUGCAUUCCGCAACAAAAUUCAUUGGGGGACAUAAUGAUGUACUGGCAGGAUGCAUUAGUGGACCUGAAAAGUUGGUUUCAGUUGUUCGUAACUUGCAUCAUAUCCUGGGCGGUACUCUUAAUCCUAAUGCUGCAUAUCUUAUCAUCCGAGGCAUGAAAACGCUGCAUCUUCGUGUACAGCAACAAAACUCAACAGCAUUGAGGAUGGCCGAAGUUUUAGAGGCCCAUCCAAAGGUGAGACGUGUCUAUUAUCCUGGCUUGCCAAGCCAUCCGGAACAUCACAUUGCAAAGAAGCAAAUGACUGGGUUUGGUGGUGUUGUCAGUUUUGAGAUUGAUGGGGACCUGAUGACCACUGCAAAAUUUGUGGACGCACUGAAAAUUCCAUACAUUGCCCCAUCCUUUGGUGGAUGUGAGAGCAUCGUGGACCAGCCCGCAAUUAUGUCUUAUUGGGAUCUUACUCAGGCAGAAAGGGCGGCGUAUGGAAUCAUGGACAACUUGGUUCGAUUCAGCUUCGGGGUGGAGGACUUUGAAGACGUGAAAGCUGAUGUUCUUCAGGCUCUAGAGACCAUAUAGGGCGUCUGACCUUGCAAUUUGUUCUUCCCCUUUCCGUGCUUUUCCCAUUUCUGUUUUAGUCAUUCUAGUUGGUUUGCUUGUUUCUUUUACUUAGAUUGUUGAAUUCGCACUUUGUUCGCCGUUCCCAAUUCGAUCAAAUGUUAUCUGCUUCCUCUUU